AUGGUCAUUGUUUUCUUUACUGUUGUAUUCAAAACGUUUUCAGAGGCUAAUUCUCUUCCACAUCUCUGCAUCUACAUGGCUGCUGGUGAUUUUACUCUCAUACGAGAUCUCGAUGUCUUGAAGGACAUCUUCACAAUGAAGCUUCGUGUUAUCAGAUUAUGGACACUUGACAAUUACUACAACAAAAAUGAACUUUUCUCUAUUGAACUUAUUCUAAUGGGCGAAGAGGGUAACAAAAUCCAAGGUUACGUCCCUAAAGCUUACAUUUACAAGUUCAAAAAACUUCUAAAAGAAGGUGAAGCUUUUAUCAUCAAAUCUCCAAAUUUAGCAAAGAUGCAGGAAAGAAGCUUUCAACUUACCAAUCAACUACAAAAGCUUGCUUUGAAUCUGGACAGUAUUGUUACUCCGUGUGACAAUUUUUCGGGAUCAGUAAAUGGCUUUGAUUUUGUUGAAUAUCGGGCGAUUAUCGAUGGCACUGUUCCAGAUAAUAUGUCAUUGGAUGUUAUCGGAUUGGUAGUAGUAGUUGGGGAAAUAGAUGCUCGAAAUGCAGAUCGAAAAAGGCAUAGGAUCAGAAUACAAAUCCAAAAUGCCAGUGGUUUGCAAUUGGAUGUUAACCUAUGGGGCGAUUAUGGUUACACAUUCUUACAUUAUAUCCAAAAGAAUCCAAACAAUGUCCGCAUCGUCAUAAUCCUUCAAUUUGCAAAGAUUAGUGUUUGGCAAUAUCGCCGAUCCGUCAAUACGUACUAUGAUGUAUCGAAGUUCAUCAUCAAUAGUGACAUUGAUGACAUAAAUGUUUUCAAAAAAAGUUUGGAUCAAGAUGGUCCCCAUGAAAACUCAAAGAGUACGUUCACCUAUAUGAAAUCUAAUCGAAGUUCUGAAAAUGAUGAUUUCCUGCUUAAUAAUGAUCUGAAAACAAUUGCUGACAUUUUCGAGCCACUUGAGGAAAAAAAAUAUGUUAUUGUUGCGACAAUUAAAGGAAUUCUUCAAAAUAAAGAUUGGUAUUACCCAGCAUGUACAAACUGCAAUACCAGGGCAUUUUCAGACACGCCUUCUAAUGAAGCCAAUGUCAUCGGAUCAUUUCAACACGCAAAAUAUGAAUGUCGAAAUCCAAAAUGCACAAAACUGUUCAUGAUUCUGGUUCGUGUUCAAGAUCAUACUGGAAGUAUCACUCUAACAAUGUUUGAACAAGACGCGAAGAAGCUUCUUAAAAUUUCUGUGAAAGAUUUAAUUGCAAAGACAGCUCGGCUUGGUUUUGGUACUGGCUUAUACCCCUCUGAAAUUAAUGUCUUGAAAGAUAUGAAAUUAGCUUUCAUAGUUUCUAUCUCAAAAUACAAUCUUGAAAGGAACAACAAUCAAUAUAGUAUUUUGAGGAGUAGUGAUGAUGACAACUUGAUACAAUAUUUGGAAAAAAACUUUGUCGUUUUAGAGGGAUGUAAUUCACAAUCGUUUGAUGUUGGUACCAGUGAUUAUGAAUCUCAAGAUAACAAGAGUAUAAAGGAUGCCAUAUCUCAGACUGAUGAUAAUGUUACACUGACCAAUGUUUUCAAAUCGACAGCCACAAGUCCAAAAAAGAAAUUUGACACAUCAAAGGGUUUGAAGCGAGCUCUUGAGGACGUAUUUGUUUUGGAUGUGAACGACAAGUUGUCGUCAUCAAAGGCUACAAAAGUUGGAGGGGAAGAUGGACAGGUGAAAUUUUUGAAGGUGAAGUUGGAAAAGUGA
Molecule: messenger RNA, 1719 nt
Organism: Lactuca saligna
Lineage: Eukaryota; Viridiplantae; Streptophyta; Magnoliopsida; Asterales; Asteraceae
Source: the annotation of a GenBank genome assembly